ACUCUCAUUCCGCAGAGAGCGAAACAAACAUGGCGACAGAAUGGAGUGGGAAAGGGUGCACGCUAACUUUAAUACUGUUCCUCUGGAGUAGAGUCUGCGGGAAUAAAGCGGAAUCCUUGGGCAGCGACAGCCGGAUCCUCGGCAUGCGGCUGGAGAGGAGCGACAAGCCGGCCACGACCACCGAGGACGGGAUCAUACAGGUAACCGAGGAGAGCGACAUCCAGCUCAGGUUCUAUGGGCUGCAGAUCAGCAAUGACACCUGGGCGCAGAUUAAGUUCAUGGAGCAGGGCGAGGACAGCAGCUCUGACUCCAACAGGACUUGUGGAGACUUCACCAAAGACAUCUCUGUGAGGACUAGUAUGAGUGUGAACAGCCAGGGAACGUCUGGUGUGCUGGGAGUCAAAAUCAAACCACUUAGGAAAAGUGAGUCCCAGAGGGAUUAUGGGCUGUGCAUCAGGCAGAACGGGAGGUGGUUUUCACUGGGAGAACAUGAUGGAAGGUUGCGUGUGGUGGAGGAGAAGAAGUCCCUGCUGCCCAUAUGGUUCCAGGUGAUCCUGAUCUGCUGCCUCCUGGUGCUCUCAGGUAUGUUCAGUGGGUUAAACUUGGGGCUCAUGGCUUUGGAUCCCAUGGAAUUGAGAAUCGUCCAAAGCUGUGGGACGGAUAAGGAGAAGAAGUAUGCGAGGAAGAUUGAGCCCAUUCGUAGGAAAGGAAACUAUCUAUUGUGUUCGCUUCUUCUGGGAAAUGUGUUGGUGAACACCACGUUGACCAUCCUACUGGAUGAUCUCAUUGGUUCAGGUUUGGGUGCUGUGGUGGCAUCAACCAUUGGCAUUGUUAUCUUUGGAGAGAUUGUUCCUCAAGCGCUCUGCUCUCGCCAUGGUUUGGCAGUAGGUGCCAACACCAUCCACCUCACCAAGUUCUUUAUGUUUCUGACUUUUCCAUUGUCUUAUCCCAUUAGCAAGCUUCUGGAUUGCGUGUUGGGGCAGGAGAUUGGCACAGUGUACAAUCGGGAGAAACUGGUGGGGAUGCUGAAGGUGACCGAGCCAUACAAUGACCUGGUGAAGGAGGAAAUGAACAUGAUUCAGGGCGCACUGGAGCUUAGGACUAAAACUGUGGAGGAUGUCAUGACUCCACUUAAUAACUGCUUCAUGAUCAAUAGUGAUGCAGUUUUGGACUUUAACACCAUGUCGGAGAUCAUGGAGAGCGGAUACACGCGCAUUCCUGUUUAUGAGGACGAGAGGACCAACAUUGUGGACAUCCUGUUUGUAAAGGACCUGGCCUUUGUGGAUCCUGAUGACUGCACAACGUUGAAGACCAUCACUAAGUUCUACAACCAUCCGGUUCACUUUGUGUUUCACGACACCAAGUUGGAUUCAAUGCUGGAGGAGUUUAAGAAAGGUAAAUCCCAUUUGGCGAUUGUUCAGAAAGUCAAUAAUGAGGGGGAGGGAGAUCCGUUCUAUGAGGUGCUGGGAUUGGUCACUCUGGAGGACGUCAUCGAGGAGAUCAUCAAAUCUGAAAUCCUGGACGAGUCUGACCUCUACACUGAUAACCGCAACAGAAAGAGAGUCGCACACAAUAAGAACAAGCGAGACUUUUCUGCCUUCAAACAUGAGAGUGAGUCUAAAGUGAAGAUCUCUCCUCAGCUGCUGCUGGCCGCUCACCGCUUCCUCGCCACAGAGGUCAGCUUGUUCAGUCCGUCUCAGAUCUCCGAGAAAAUCCUGCUGCGUAUCCUCAAACACCCUGACGUGAUCCAGGAGAUCAAAUUCAACGAGAACGACAAGAAAGCUUCACUCCACUACCUGUACCUGCGUGGCAAACCCGUGGACUACUUCAUCCUCAUCCUGCAGGUACUGACACACUGACCUUAUCUGUCCUUACUAGAGUAAAGACACUUGAGGAGCUUUCAAAGCCAA
This is a messenger RNA of Danio aesculapii, 1910 nucleotides long. RefSeq names its product metal transporter CNNM4 (gene cnnm4b). Bases 30 to 1859 code for a protein of 609 amino acids. Gene Ontology annotation, cellular component: plasma membrane. Gene Ontology annotation, molecular function: sodium ion transmembrane transporter activity; magnesium ion transmembrane transporter activity. Gene Ontology annotation, biological process: magnesium ion homeostasis; magnesium ion transport. The transcript has 4 exons. The record is from RefSeq and is a predicted model, not a curated record. Lineage: Eukaryota; Metazoa; Chordata; Actinopteri; Cypriniformes; Danionidae.